Molecule: messenger RNA, 5894 nt
Organism: Heterocephalus glaber (naked mole-rat)
Lineage: Eukaryota; Metazoa; Chordata; Mammalia; Rodentia; Bathyergidae
Source: RefSeq, a predicted model, not a curated record
AUAUUGCUUUUGUCUCUCCUUUGUUCAGGGGCAGCCCAACAGAUCUAUUCUCCUCAUAAAGGCUUGUUGUGGCCUGGUCUGGUCUUGGUUUUCGGCCCUUUUACCUGACACCAUCUCAAUCCAAUCAGGAUCGGGUAUUGUGUGGCUUCGGGAUGUGUUACCUCGUUGCACGAUGGUCCCAAGAUCCCUUACUUGCUCUCCCAGCUAACUGGAGGUAGAAGCUUCCUACUGAGAUAUGAAAGCACAAGUGGCAGCCCUGGUCAGUGCCGGUUCUAGGCUGCAGGAGCAGAUAUCUGCUGAUCUCUCCGUGGCCUGCGGGACAAGGGCAUCGCGUUCUGCCUGCGCAGGCGCUGUGGGAGUGGCGGGCCUAAGGGAGUCACGACUGGCAGGACUGAGAUCAGUGACAGGCACACCGGCCCGAAAGGGCCUGCAGAAAGGACGCUGCCUCAUCAAAAGGGCUCAGGGGCAUCGCGUUAGCAGGACGGCUGCCCUCUGGCCCCAGGAAGACGAGCCACCUGCGGAGAGCAGCCACACACACCACGGGGAGGAUCGGUGGGACGGAAUGGGGACAAAUUGUCUGACGCCGCGAGCCUCCUGCUGUGGACAAUGCUGCCGCGCCCGUCUGCGUCGUCUUCGCGAAAGGCGGCCCAGUCCUUAAGCUCUCACCACUUCCUACCCUUUCCUGUCCUGCCUGCCUAGCCUCCCACCCUUUCCUUGGCGCUCUGUCGCCUCUAUCACCUCAGAGCUACAGAACCGGCCGCAUGCGCAUGUGCACCACAGCACUGCGUCCUCCGCGGCGUGGCCCCAGCGGGCCUCCGUAAGGCGCCAUCUCCAUGGCUACCGUGGGGGUCGAGAGGCCUCCAUGGUUGGGUGGUGUGUAUUCUUUGCGGCCAGGCUCCAGGCGUGCCAGCAGGCGGGGGGCCCCAGAUGACUACAGAUUAAGGAGGAUGAGCUGUAGCCACUGGAGGGCGACAGAUGGAGGGAAGCUGGGACUACCGAGCUCCUACAGGGGUUGCUGAUAAUCCCAAGGAGAAUGCUAGUCAAGCCUGGAGCUUGCCAGCCUCCCGCUCCGGAGAUGUUCACAAGGAUAGUAGAGGGAUCAUCUUUUCAUCUUCGUCAAUUUUAGACUUGAGUCAAAGUGGUCUGCGCCUUCUGGAAAAGGUCUUUAGAAUCCCCAACCUUCAAGAAUUACAUCUUCAGAGAAAUGCCCUCUGCAUGAUUCCUAAAGAUUUCUUUCAGUUACUGCCAAACCUAACUUGGCUCGACCUACGGUAUAAUAAAAUUAAGGCGCUUCCUUCUGGGAUUGGAUCUCACAAGCAUUUGAAAACUUUGCUUUUAGAAAGAAAUCCUAUCAAAAUGUUACCUAUGGAGCUGGGGAAUGUGGCCACACUAAGGGCACUGGACUUAAGACAUUGCCCCCUGGAAUUCCCUCCUCAGCUUAUUGUGCAGAAAGGAGUCCUAGCCAUCCUGACCUUCCUGUGGAUCUGUGCAGCAGAGCAUGGCUUCUCUAAGGAUGCAGCUUCUCAAGGUUUAAGGAAGAGGCCCUCCUUCACGAACAUCUUACCUGAUCUCUCAUCGCCUUACCAAACAAUGAUUCCAACAAAAAGACUUGAAGAACGUCGAGUGGCAGCCCUCAAAGAGCUCCGCGAGAAACAGGCUCUGAUGGAGCAGCGGAGGAGGCAUGUCCGUAGAGUAGGAGACAAACGAGCCCUGCAGGAAUGCAGAGAGCAGGCCCAGAUGCUGAAGAAGAAAAAGGAGGAACUCUGUAAACUCCUGCCUUCACCUAGAGGCAUGGUGGCAUCAAAGAUUCCAUUUGCUACACAUCUGAUAGAUCAUGGGAAGAUUCCAGUGAGUCUACAUGGCAAAAUGAAACACACCAAAGAGAGCUCAUCAGAGGCCCAUGAAGAAAUAAGUCCUUCCUGAGUGGCAGCAGAUCUGGAGGAAAAGAUAAAGUGGCACAUACAACAAGUGCGUGCACGCAGGAGCUUCUGAGGCAUACCAGAGCUGCAGGAGAUGAAGACAGCCACCCAGGACUUGGACAUUGUGUGUAUUUGUCAGCUCUGUUAAAGAACUUGUUUCAUUAAGCCAGAUGUGUGGAUCAUACCAGCAUUCAGAGGUCAAGGCAGGUAGAUCAUGAGUUCAAAGCCAGCCUGACUACGUAAUUCAUAGUUCAAGCCUAGCCUGGACUGCCUAACAAGAUCUUGUCUCAAGAAAAAGGAAAAAUAAUUUGAUUCAUUAAAAUGAAAGUACCUUUGCCUCUGUGGAGUGCGCGCUAACAUUGGGGAAGUGUUUGCUGUGUCCUGGCGGUGGGACAUUUCAGAAUUACCAUUGGUCUGAUGACAAGAAAAUGUCCCAGCUGCAUUGCCAGCCUUCAGAUAUGCUGGAACCCAACAGUACCCACAUCAGGGCAUCUCAUGGCAGCAGCUGCCUGGGGACAGGGAUAGGGACCAUUCCCCUUCACAAUGUCAGAGGUCCUUGCUUGAAGCUUUGUACCCAGGAGAACAGGCUCAGGUCUAGGCCUCAAGGGUUACAGCAGCUUCCUGCACAGUGGCAGUGUGUCUAGUGACUCUGUAAUAGGAAGGCCAAAGUUCAUGGAGAUCCAAAUGCUGCUGCCCUGGAGGCUUCCUAGACGGAGUUGUCCCCAAAUUGCUGCCCACCUACCUGCUGAUGAUGGGUGGUUAACACCUGUCUAGCACUUACCUGGUGCUGAGAUGUCCUGACCUAUGACAGCAACUCAGUGAGAUGGGAGGGCCCUUUUCUGCCCUGCCUGGGACAUGGCCAGCCCAACUAGCUGGUCCCAGGAAACAACUGCCCUCCUGACAGUAACCUCCUAAAUGCCUGUGUCCCCACCCACUCACCCACAUGGAACAUUCAUUGGCCUGUUCUUCCAGGUCACCAGGGCCCUAGCCUGGAGGGAUCUUCCACAUCAGUGUGCCCUAUGCCAUGCAGCCACUUUGAGGUCCUGUUCCUGGGUCAGGCUGCUUCUGGGCCCAUAUCCAGGCUGCCCCAGGGUAAGCAGCAUGAACAUGGAAUAGGAACUCUCCCCUGUCCCCAUCUGUGGGCUCUAUCUCUGCUGUCUUUAAACCAACAAAAGAAAAUGUUGAUGAGGAUGCAGAGCAACAGCAAUCCAUAGCAGAACCUAAGCCUCCAAUACGGGAUGCUAUCCUCCCAGAAAAAUCCAUCCAACUGGUUUUCAGCUGCUGUCAUCUGGGCCUUUGGUGUAGUAGUUGACCCUGUAUCCUAACCCAACCAAGGCCAGCAUGGUUUGCAGGAAGAAAGCCACCUGAAAGUACAGUGUUAAGGUCAGCAGAGAAAAAUGGCAACAAGAUACAAGAUGGUUCAUUCCACAGCACCCAAACAUAGGGAUAUAAAACUAGGAAGAGGGCCAGGGAUUUAGCAUAGCGGUAUAGCGCCUGCCUGGCAAGCACAAAGUCCUGAGUUCGAUCUCUGUGCCAAAAAAAAAAAAAAGAACUAGAAAGAGGGAUUGAAAGCUGCAAGUCAUGGGGAAAAAAUAAGAACCAAGAAAGAUUUGUAAAGGUGCAAAUUUCCAAUGAUGCAUGUCAUUAUAUUGUAUACCUAAAAUGUACCAAUAAAGAAAGCUGCAAGUCUGUAGCAGGUCAAAUUAGAUCUCCAGGAUCUAAUUGUCCAUUGGCUCCACUGGCCUACCCAGUGGGGUUUUCCCCUCCCUAGAGAAAUAGAGUGACCAAGUGCCAAAGGCAUAGUAACAGUGUUGUAACAUAGUAACAUGUUGCCUUCCUGAGCCCUGCGAAAGGGACACGUACACACCAGUGUGUUCAGAAUGCACUAGGGGCUGGCACAGGCUCUUCAGCCUUCUCAGCUGGCCAAGGCAAAAGCCACAUGGGUAUCCCCCAGAAAAUAUCCCUGUCCUGAAUGACCAGGAGUGACCCACCUGCCAGUAUCCACAGUAUCUAUUCAUGGUAUCAGGGUCUCAUCUUGAGCAAAUGUGGAGCUAGAGACCAUUGGCCUAUGGGGAGAGUCCCAUUGUGAAGGAGGGGCCUCACCAAACCGGCUGGAAAAGUGAACUUCAGAUAUUGAAGACAAAAUUAAAAAUCACAAGCUAGCAUUAAAAUACUCUGGGUGAUAAUAGAAAAUAUUGCUACCGGGCCAGGGAUUAGCUCAGUGGUUUCACCGCCUGCCUCACAAGCUCAAGGACCCAAGUUUGAUCCCUGGUACCAAAAAAAAAAAAAAAAAAGAAAGAAAGAAAAUAUUGCUACCGUGAAAUAUAGCAAGCUAAUAGGAGAACCACACUCUGACACCUAAGAAUUCUUGGAGGUAAAUUAAAAAGAUGAUAAUUUUUAAAAAUUUAUCUGGGUGCAGUGGUGUACCCCUGUAAUCACAGGACUUGAAAGGUUGAGGGAGGAGAAUCACAGGGCUAGUCUGAGCUACAUAGUGAGACCUUGUCUCAAAACAGCAACACCAACAAAAAAUUUUUUUAAAUUUAAAUCAAUAAGUGAAGAGGAUUGAUCCAAGAGGUUCACCAUCCACCAAUAGGUAUUCAAGAGAGAUUCUAGAUAAAUGGAAUGGGAGGGAGAAAUUAAUGGAAAAAAAAAAAGUUUUCCACAAACAGAUGUGGUACCAGAUUGAAAAGCCCACCAUGCCUCAGCAUCAUAACUAAGACAAGUAACAUCUCUGAGAUCAGAUCUCCACGGUCAGGGAUCAGUACAAAAGCAAUGCAUUUCCAGAUAUACAAACACUCAAAAGUGUUACUUUCCACACAGCCUUUUUCUGGGAAAUGCAUUCUGUCAUGUCAGGAGUUGGGGUAAGUGGUGCAGGAAAAUGGAGCCCCAGGCUGCCUGCUAGCAGGGCUGGAGGCCACCGAACUGAGGUCACUCCCAGAGAGACAAAAUCUGAUCAGGAGGAAAGAAAGAAGCAUUGUGGGAUUUUAUAGUUUGGGAGACUGAAUGACAGGCACGUUGCAAACAAUAAAAUUUCUAAAAGGAGGCAAUGAUUACUUCCACACACACACAAAAGAAGCCCACACACGGGAGUUUUUACAUAAAGCAAAAUAAUCAAUGCAUUCUUACUGGAUAAGUAGCAAAUAAUGUUCCCCUAAUCUUAGUGAUAGAAACCUGAAUGGCAGUGGAACCCCUGAUUGUGCCAUAACUGCAUUAGGGAGAGGUGGUUGUAGGAGGCUCAGCAAUGCUGGGCUGGAGGUAGAGGUCCAGCUGUGUCCCUGGGCAGACAAAAGGGAGGAAGGUGGGAAGGCUGUGGGGCUCCUCUCCUGGGGUGGGAAGGUGGGAACCUACAGAUGCAGGUACCCAAUUCAGAAGUGGGAAGAGCCUGCUACUUGGCUGCUGGUGACUUGGUUCUUGUGUGGUAGCAGUGUUUCCUCCUUCAUUUUAUCUUGUUCUGGCCAGUAGAAGGUCUAGGAACGUGGAAUGUGAAACAGAAAGCAUGCACCUGAGCCUAGGCACGGUACUUUCCUUUCCCUGGUGGGUACACACUGGUCCUUGGUUCCCGUGUCCAUGGCUCCAUCGGCUCCCAAGGCAGUUGCAGGUCUCAGGUGGGAUCACGAAUGUGGCAUAUUCACCUGAGGGUGGUACCAGUUUCAGCGGUUUUCUCUGUUCACCCAUACAUCCAGAUUGCCAUCUGCACAGGACACCUGUGCGGUGCCUGUUGAGGACACUGAGAUGAGUGGCCCAAACAGUUGAUGUCCUCAUGUGAAGGGACAGCAGGAGACCAGGCUGGAGCAGGCUGCACAGGCCUCAUCUCAGAGGGGGCUGCACCAUGACUCAGGCUCCUGGAUGCCCUGGGGUUGGGGACUGGUUCUGCUCACCCUCAGGUACCCCUGCUGUGCAGGAGAUUCAUCUGAACCUGGAGGGGACAGCACGGAAAGUCCUGCCUUUCUCACUUUCCUUCCCCUCCUUUUCUCU